Molecule: messenger RNA, 2037 nt
Organism: Homalodisca vitripennis (glassy-winged sharpshooter)
Lineage: Eukaryota; Metazoa; Arthropoda; Insecta; Hemiptera; Cicadellidae
Gene: mms4
Product: crossover junction endonuclease EME1
Exons: 9
Coding region: 395-1960 (521 amino acids)
Biological process (GO): double-strand break repair; mitotic intra-S DNA damage checkpoint signaling; replication fork processing
Cellular component (GO): nucleus; Holliday junction resolvase complex
Source: RefSeq, a predicted model, not a curated record
GGGAGGUUUGUUUUGAUUUGUGUUUGAGGUUAUUUUCAAAUUAGGCAUAUUUGAAGAAAGUUUAGUAGCCUCGUAUACUUAAACAUCUAGUAAUUUAUCUUAUUUAGAGUAGAAGAAGACAUUGUGUGGUUUAUGAAUGUGACAAAUUUAUUAUAACAAGCUUCGAUCAUAUUUUAUAAAUUUAAGGCACAGUAAUAUUUUUUAAGAAACUUGGUUACAAGAUAACAUUUCGUAUGUGUUCCUCGACAUUGUUUAUAUAACCUUUAAAUCAUCAUUUAAUAGAAUUUUAUUUUUUAACUUUAGACCGAACGUCAUUAUAAGACUGUCAUAUUUUAUCGGGAUUCGUAUUAAACACAACCACUCAAAUAAUUUUAGUUAUCUAUGUAUAACAGAUAUGGAUGUAAUAAGUUUGUCCAGUGAUUCUUCAAGACCUUCAUCUCCACUCAUAAACAUAUCUGAAGUAUUAAAUGAAACAGAAAAGAGAGAGUCAUGUAUUUCAAACCAAGAAAUUGUGUUAUCUCCAUCGAAAAACAGAUUUGUGCAUGCUUUAUCGGAAAGUGAUGACUCUGAAUCAGAACUGUUAGGCAGAGAUCUUAACAAAAUUCAUACUUUAGAUGAGAAUUCUACUAUUGGAAGACACAAAUUGUCACAUGAAAAGGAACCAUUAUUCAGCAAUGAACUUGAAAAGCCAAAUGAACAUUUGACAUUUUCAGAUAAAUCAAACUCUGAGUCUGAAGUUGAAUACCACAUUGACAAAGAUUGUGACAUUUGGACUAAGUAUAGUAAAGAACCAUGCAACGAGUUGCUUGAAAAGGAUUUGAUAGGUCAUUUACACAAUGAAGAUAAUUUAGGAACAUCCAGUAAAUAUAUUCCUGGUGAGUCGAGAAGCAAAACAACUUAUCCUAAAACUAAAACUAAAAUGACAAAAGAACAGAGACUGGAAGAAAAAUUGAAGAAACAAAAAGAAAAAGAACUAAUUAGAGCUGAGAAACGUGCUGCUAAGGAAUUACAGAACCAAAUGAAACCUAACAACUGCAUGAAGUUUAUGACUGUGAUACUGGACUCAGCACUUAUAAGUUGUCCAUUCAGUGGAACUUUGAUGGCUGCCAUACAGAACUCUGAAGCAAAGUACCAAAUUUGUGCUCAACCAGUUCCAUUAACAGUGUCUUGGAGGCGAGAAGCGUCUGGGCCAAAUGCGAAGGAAGAAAACGAUGUGCUUUUGAUAUGGCAGUGGGAAUUUGUUAUUCCAGCUAUAAAAAAUCACACACUUAUUUCAAAAAUUCAAGAGGUUCAGGCAAAACACUUCGGCAAGUCUUUAUUCCUCAUCAUCUAUGGUCUUAAUGGUUAUUUCAGUUACUUAAAAAGCAACAGAAGAAAUCUUUCAGGAAAUCCACCAAAAUCCAAGAAAGGAAAAAGCAGCUCUGAUAACAAUGAAUUUCCCUAUGUAACCAAACAAGUAAUAGAAGAAGAGUUGAUUGAACUCCAGAUCACCGCCAAUUGUACCCACAGGCUAAUAGAAUGCCCUGAGGAUCUUGGUAGUCUGGUUGUGCAAAUAACCAAAGCUAUUGCAGAAACACCUUUCAAGUUAGACAAGCAGAAGCGGGUACAGGAGAACCUGGAGUGGUUUGCAGUAGGUGACAGUCGUGACUGUGUUGCCAUUGACAAGGCUGGCAAUGGACUACUGCGGCUGUGGCAACAACAGCUCUGUCAGUUCAACUUGGCUGGGCACGAUGUUGCCCAGGCAAUAGCCGCUGUUUAUCCUGGUCCUUUGUCGUUAGUGAGAGCUUACGAUAAUUGCAAUUCACAAAAGGAGUGUGAAGAUUUACUAAGAGAUAUUCAAGUAAGAAGAAGCCAAGGACCUUUAGCCUCGAGUCGGAGAAUUGGCCCAGAACUUAGCAAGAAAAUAUACACAUUUUUCUGUUCAGCUGAUGGUGAUGCACCUCUCUCUCAAGAACAAUGACAGCUCAAACUUCAUUGUCUACAUUCCACCUUACUUUGUAACAUUCUUUGUUCUGUAAAUAAAUAUUUUCCCCCAAU